Messenger RNA from Akanthomyces muscarius, 1929 nucleotides. RefSeq lists its product as uncharacterized. Bases 1 to 1929 code for a protein of 642 amino acids. Gene Ontology annotation, cellular component: U4/U6 x U5 tri-snRNP complex. The record is from RefSeq and is a predicted model, not a curated record. Gene Ontology annotation, biological process: maturation of 5S rRNA; mRNA cis splicing, via spliceosome. The transcript has 2 exons. NCBI's taxonomy places the organism in Eukaryota, Fungi, Ascomycota, Sordariomycetes, Hypocreales, Cordycipitaceae.
AUGGACGCCGCGACGAUAGGAGAGACGAACCGUAUACGAUUGUCGCUGGGCAUGAAGCCGCUGCCCGUCCCCGGUGGAGACGCGCCCAGCGACUCGGAUUCCGAACCGGAAGAGGACCGCGGCAGCACUCUCGAGACCCGCGAGGCCGAGGGCGGCGACAACUAUAAAAAAUAUCUCGAUGGCGAGGCCAACAAGCGCCGCCGCGAACAAAAGGCUGCCGCGGCCAGAAGGGCGCGCGAGCUGGCGCAGCGCAACCGGAUCCUCGAGGGCAAGGGUCUGGGCGAGGCCGACACAGACGAUCCUGCUGAUGCGCGCGCGUGGCUGACGGGUCAGAAGAAGCGUCAAAAGAAGAUUGACAAAGCCCGCCAGCUCGAGGAGGAGUUGGCUGCCGCUGAGGCCGCUGCCGCCGCUGCCGUGCAGUACACCUCCAAGGACCUGGCUGGCAUCAAGGUCGGCCACGACAUGUCUUCGUUCCUCGACGGCGACGAACAGAUUCUCACGUUGAAGGACUCGGCGAUUGAUGCAAACGAUGAGGACGACGAACUGGAGAAUGUCGCGGUCCGCGAGCAAGAGUCUCUGAAAGACAGGCUGGAUCUGAUAAAGAAACGACCCGGCUAUAACCCCUUGGAUGGCGAGGACACUGGCGGUAUACUUGCGCAGUACGAUGAAGAAAUCAGCGGGAAGAAGAGAAAGCUCUUUACGCUCGAUGAGACGGGAAUCAACGCGGAGCUGGCAGACAUUCUCAGUGCGCCGGCCGAAAAGAAGAGGCAGCAGAACGUCUCUUUGGACGACAUUGUUGGUGACGGUGUACAGCCAUCCUCCGACUACCUGGACGCCUCGGAGAUCAAAAUCAAGAAACCCAAGAAAAAGAAGAUCAAGCAAACAAGACAAAAACAGCAAGACGAAGACGACAUUAUCCCGUUACAAACCGUUCCCGAAGCCAAUGACGAAAUGGACGUGGAUAGCAAAGACAAUAUCCGCAAGAAACCAAAGACAGUAUCCGACACCUUUGUGGACGACGAUGACCUACAAGCCUCGCUAGCAGCGCAAAGAAGAAACGCACUGAAGAAGCGCAAGAAGAGCCGUCCAGAGGAUCUGGCCAAGGCACUCAAACAACAGGACAACGAAGAUGGCACCGAGGCCCAGGAAGAGGGCGGUCUUGUCAUUGGGGCUGUGUCUGAAUUCGUCUCUGCUCUAAGUGUUCCCGAGGAAGAAGUCCGCAAACCAAAGCGAAGCCCCUCGCCACAGAAAGACUCCAAGCCAGAAGAAGACGGCGAGGAUCAUGUCAUGGAGGAUCUGGACGAAGCGCAGGUCCACCACACACAAGACUCAGAGCUCCAGCCGCAAGACCAGGCCGAGGAAGAGGAAAAGAUGGUCGGCAGCGGCAUGGGCGCAGCUCUGUCAUUGCUGCGUGAGCGCGGUCUCGUCGAAGAGUCCAAGGGCGACGAGGAAUACGCCGCCUUUAAGCGCCGACAAGACUUCCUCGCCAAGAAGAAGCAGCUUGAGGAUGAGCUCGACGAGGAGACGCGCCGGCAGCGUGAGCGCGACCGCGCCAGCGGCAAGCUCGACCGCAUGUCGGUGCGGGAGCGCGAGGACUACGCCCGGCAGCAGAACCAGUGGCGCGACCAGCAGCAGGCGCGGCGCAUGGCGGAGCUCUUCGAGGCCAAUUACAAGCCCACGGUGGCCAUCAAGCACCGCGACGAGCACGGCCGCGACCUCGACAUCAAGGAUGCGUUCAAGCACCUCAGUCACCACUUCCACGGCAAGGACAGCGGCAACAUGAAGAAGCAGAAGCUGCUCAAGAAGAUUGAAGACGAGAAGCGCCGCGAGUCCCAGAGCAUGUUUGACGCCAGUCAGAGCGCGGGCAUGAGCCGCGCCACGGCGCAGCAGCUCAAGAAGCGCAAGGAGGCUGGUGUUCGUCUGGGUUAA